ACAUUCGCACAUAUUACAAACAAAAUAAAAAAAAAUGUUAUUUUGUUAAAUUCGCACAGUUCGGGAAUAAUUUCCAAGCUAACCAAAAUUUAGGGUACACAUAUUAUUUUUAACGAUUUAUAUACCUAUAUAUAUUUUCAAAAUUUUCAAUGGACAUACCCAAUGAGACAGAGACAACGGCAAAGCCAGCGGAGCUUGUGGAGCAAGCGGAGGUGCUGCGUCCCGGAUUGUAUUAUCUGUCCACGAAUACGAAGACACCCUUUGUGGAACUCUAUGCGAGCUCUGUGCUGUCGGCGUGCUGCGCCGAAAUAUUCUGCUAUCCCUUGGACGUGCUGAAGACUCGCAUGCAGAUUCAGGGCGAGAUCGCCAGCAAAACGUAUUCCAAUAUCAAAUAUAGGGGCAUGUUUGGCACUGCCCUGGGCAUCAUCAAGGAGGAGGGCCUGCAUAAGCUCUAUGGCGGCUUUUCGGCCAUGGCGCUGCGCCACUCGAUCUAUACGGGCCUCAAAAUGUAUAUUUAUGAUGCGCUGCGCGAGGCUCUGAUCAUUGACAAAGAUGGCAAACCGAAACUGACAUUUUUGCGUGGUGCCAUCUGUGGCAUUGUCGCCGGCGCUGGCGGCACUCUUUUAACCUCGCCCACCGACCUGAUCAAGGUGCAAAUGCAAAUGGAGAGCAAACGGCGUUUAAUGGGUGAACCACCGAGAAUACACAAUGUAUACCAGGCACUCACAUCCACCUAUAAAGGGGGCGGGAUUGUGGCCCUGUGGAAGGGCACGGUGCCAAAUGCUUGGCGUGCCGGCCUCGUCACCUUAGGCGACGUUAGUUUUUAUGAUCUAAGUAAGCGCCAACUGAUGAACAUUUUGGACAUGCCCGAUAAUCUAUGGAUACAGUUUCUGGGUGCAAUGAUAGCAGGAUUUGCGGGAGCAGUGCUUAGCACGCCCGCAGAUGUGGUCAAGUCGCGUAUCAUGAACCAGCCAGUUGAUAAUACGGGCCGUGGCCUGCACUACAGUGGCACCAUGGACUGUUUCACGAAGCUGGUGCAGCAGGAGGGCUUUCUGGCCAUGUACAAGGGCUUUCUGCCGUAUUGGCUGCGCGUGGGACCCUGGACGUUAAUAUUUUGGCUAACCUUUGAGCAGAUCCGUAGUCUUCAUGGCGAUGCGGGUUAUUAGGGCCCAAUCAAGCUGUUUCUGAUAUUUGUGUUACAAGCACAAACACAAUCAAAUCGAAAAAUGUUGUUAUAUAAAUUUUGUAUUGUUCAGUAGAUAGAUAGUAAAAUAACCGACAACAAAAA
Molecule: messenger RNA, 1288 nt
Organism: Drosophila montana
Lineage: Eukaryota; Metazoa; Arthropoda; Insecta; Diptera; Drosophilidae
Product: mitochondrial uncoupling protein 4-like
Exons: 2
Coding region: 150-1166 (338 amino acids)
Biological process (GO): response to cold; transmembrane transport
Molecular function (GO): transmembrane transporter activity
Source: RefSeq, a predicted model, not a curated record